Molecule: messenger RNA, 1928 nt
Organism: Microbotryum saponariae
Lineage: Eukaryota; Fungi; Basidiomycota; Microbotryomycetes; Microbotryales; Microbotryaceae
Source: the annotation of a GenBank genome assembly
AUGGCCCUCCCACGUGAACUAGCGCAACUUGUCGAACUAGCCCAUCGGACGAACCCAACCUGGCGCGCUUAUACGUCCUUGCUCUCGCUCAAAGGUCCCUCGGCUUCCACACGAAUCAGACACUUUCUUGCUUGCCUGCCCAUCACUGACUUUUCCGUGGCCCCACCCUAGAUGCGACUCGAGCAUUUCAAUCCCUUCCUCGACAAGGAAAACUUCACGGCCACGCCAUCGCGGUGAAAGACCUCUUCUGCACGCGCGAAUUUCCCACCACCGCUUCGAGUCGUUUCCUCCAACGUUCGUUCAAAGGAAGGCUCGAUCACACGGGCUUGGGAUGCGUACUGAAGCAUGGGGCUCUCGUCUUAUCGUGUACAGACUAUGAUUCCCCUAUCGAGGCGACGGUCGUGAGUCGGCUCAAGGCGCAGGGGGGCUUGAUUCUUGGGAAAGCCAACAUGGACGAAUUUGGGAUGGGGUGAGGACGACCACACGACACUCUACUGGGGCAUCCACACCUGGUCACUCAUGCUUGGUACCCGCAGCUCGGCCAACAUCCAUUCGCAUUUCGGCCCGACGCUCAAUCCGUCCGGCCCCGAUACCAGCUCGGCGACGGGGACAGCAGCUCGGGCAGCAGGAGGCAGUUCGGGAGGUUCAGCCGCAGCAGUGGCGGCCGGGAUAGCCCGGACGUAAGCCAUAUCCCUAGGGGAUACUAAGCUACUUCAUACCUGCUAAGCCCCUCCUUGCUCCCCACAGAGCCCUCGCCUCCGACACAGGAGGGUCGACUCGACUCCCCGCAGCCUACUGCGGCGUUCUCGGCUUCAAACCUUCGUAUGGACUCCUGUCAAGAUGGGGCAUGAUUGCGUAUGCCAGUAGCCUCGAUUGUGUUGGAAUCAUGGGCAAGGAGGUUGAUGGUGUACGGACGACGUAUGGUGAGGCCGUUGACAGUGAUGGAUUGGUCCGAGUCGCUCGAGGCGCUAUUGAAAAUGAAAAAUCUUGUUUGUUCCGCGGUAUAGACGUCCUCCAAGCUCACGACCCUAAAGAUCCCACAUCCGUACCCCAAGACGUCCGACUGCGCAUCACCGACCGAACGAACUCCUUACCAUCACGAUGGAAAGAAGGUGAUCUAACAGGCCUACGGAUCGGAGUACCCGCCGUAAGAACCCCCCCCCCACUCCUCACCGAAACUUCCGCACUGACUCUAUUCCGCCCCUCUUCUUCAGGAAUACUUCCUCUCCGAGCUAUCCCCCUCCGUUCUACCUCCUCUACGUCGAGCACUUCAAUCUCUGCAGAACAGGGGUGCAAUUCUGCGCAGCAUCUCCCUUCCUUGGACCCCCUCGGCCUUGAGCGCGUACUACGUCCUCGCCUCCGCCGAGGCGUCUUCCAACCUAGCACGAUUCGAUGGGAUACGCUUCGGUACACGCUCAGCACCACCUUCCGUUACCGGACAUGGCGUAUCGAAUUCCCGUCUAUAUGCAUCCUCAAGAUCCUCCGGGUUCGGGAAAGAAGUUCAAAAACGUCUCUUAUUAGGGACCUACGCUCUGACAGCUGAAGCAUUCGAUAAUUACUUCUUACAAGCACAACGCGUCAGGCGAUUGAUCCGGGAGGAGUUCGAUCGGACGUUCACGCGAAGCUCCGUUUUGACCAAAGCCGGGGAGGAGGACGGGGAACUUAAUGAAGAAGGUGUGGAUCUCUUGCUUUACCCUUCGGCUAUCUCCACCGCGCCUUUACUUUCCUCCGUCCAGGGUGAUGAUGUAUCAGGCUACGUCCAAGAUGUCCUCAACGUACCCGCAUCAUUGGCGGGUCUCCCCGCGAUCUCCGUCCCCUUUGGAAGGUCACAGGAGGAUGGUUGGCCUGUAGGCGUUCAGCUUGCUGGUCAGUGGGGUGAGGAUGGGCUUGUUUUGGAUGUGGCGAAGGUGCUUCAGGAGGAGGCGUAA